This is a messenger RNA of Aegilops tauschii subsp. strangulata, 588 nucleotides long. NCBI's taxonomy places the organism in Eukaryota, Viridiplantae, Streptophyta, Magnoliopsida, Poales, Poaceae. The record is from RefSeq and is a predicted model, not a curated record.
AUGGCCGUCCGGCUCGCCGCCAGCCGACCCGUGCUGUGCCCGGCCUCCGGCCGCCUCCGCGCCUGCCGGCCUCAGCCGCCUGGCCCGCGCCACGCCAUCUCCUCCCGCGCCGACUGGCCGCUACUGGCCCCGCCUCGCCUCGCGCGCGUCCUCGCGUCCGCCGGCUGGGCCCCGUCCGGCAGUCGGCUUCCCCGCGCGCGCCGAGUCGCCGACCCCGCGCCACCGCCUGCUCGCCGGGUCGCCUCGCAGCCGGCGCCCGCCUCCUCAUGCCCGAGCCGUACCCGCCCACGGCGCAGGCCCCGUCGCCCUCCGGCUCCGGCCGCCCCGACAGCCGCGCUGCUCCUCCUCGACCCGGCCUCCCGCGCGCCCAAGGCUCUGGCCGGCCUCGCCGCGCCCGGCUCGCCUCCCGCGGCCGCCGCGCCCGGCUCGCCUCCCGCUGCCGCCGCGCCCGUCCAGCCGGCCGCCGCCUCGCCAAACACGGAGCCCGCCCGGCCGGCCUCCGGCUGCCCGCGCCUACAGCGACCUCCGCACCACCUCCUCCACCAGGCCUCCCCGGGCCACCUCCCGCAAGUCGGCCCCGGCCUCUGA